GUUUAUACUGCAAUCCAACGAUGCUGGCUGGCCAGGUCACCAUGGAAACCAUGCGAUCGAUGAAUUUGGAAUUGGGCGGCAAAGGGCUGCAUUUGGCCAAAUUCGCCUCGAUCCUUAACAAGAAGUUGAGCAAUUUUGAAGAAUUCUGGUAUGUGCCUGUUGUAGGUGAUGGUUCUUAG
Sphaeroforma arctica JP610 is the source of this 179-nucleotide messenger RNA. RefSeq lists its product as hypothetical. Lineage: Eukaryota; Ichthyosporea; Ichthyophonida. The annotation marks the transcript as partial. The transcript has a single exon. The record is from RefSeq and is a predicted model, not a curated record.